AUGCCCUCUCCACUCCGACAUAUAGCGUUGAACAGAAACUCGCUAAUUCGCACUCGACAUGGAAAAGCUAGAUUCAUAAAAAGGGGGAUAUCUAACCAAUCUCCACAAUCGCCAUCGCCGCCGCCGUCGCUGUCGUAUAAAAGGCAAAAGGAAUUAAACCUUUUCGCACGAUUCGAGAGACGAGCUCCUCGUACGACGCAGCUGCACGAUGUUUUAUCCUCAUCGUCGACCACUUCUAAACUUCCAUCUGCAUCUCAGCCGCAAUCUCACCCGUCUGCCAAUGAUGAAUUGGAUAAAAGGGUGGACAAAGGAGAUUCAUUCAAAAGUACUUCUACAACACCUACUGCAACUUCUUUCCAAGAGAUUCCAUCCACCAAUGAAGGCAUCCAAAUCGUCGACACUCUGCCAGCGAUGAUAAAUGUUCCUACACCUAUACCCAACAAGACCUUAGGCAAGGAAGUUGAGAUACAAGGUAUCGUUGUUCCUCCUAAACCGAUACCACCAGGUGAAGAAGAAUGCUGCAUGUCAGGAUGUGUUAAUUGUGUGUAUACGAUAUAUGCCGAUGAUCUCGAAAUCUAUACAUCCGCUGUUGAAUCAGCUAGAAAAGCAUUAACGAAAGCGAAUGUAAACGAAAAAGAUUGGCCUGAACAAGUGAGGUCCCCAACUAGUGAGGAGAAGAGUAAGGAAAAUAUAGAACGUGAAGUGGAUCCUGUAAUGAGUGCUUUCUUAGCUCUAGAGAAUAAAUUGAAAAAGAAAUGA
Kwoniella shivajii is the source of this 759-nucleotide messenger RNA. RefSeq lists its product as uncharacterized. Bases 1 to 759 code for a protein of 252 amino acids. The transcript is spliced from 3 exons. The record is from RefSeq and is a predicted model, not a curated record. NCBI's taxonomy places the organism in Eukaryota, Fungi, Basidiomycota, Tremellomycetes, Tremellales, Cryptococcaceae. Gene Ontology annotation, cellular component: mitochondrion.